This is a messenger RNA of Alternaria ethzedia, 681 nucleotides long. RefSeq names its product N-terminal acetyltransferase A complex catalytic subunit ard1 (gene ARD1). Gene Ontology annotation, molecular function: protein-N-terminal-glutamate acetyltransferase activity; protein N-terminal-serine acetyltransferase activity. Gene Ontology annotation, cellular component: NatA complex. The coding region runs from base 1 to 681 and encodes 226 amino acids. The record is from RefSeq and is a predicted model, not a curated record. Gene Ontology annotation, biological process: N-terminal peptidyl-glutamic acid acetylation. The transcript is spliced from 2 exons. Lineage: Eukaryota; Fungi; Ascomycota; Dothideomycetes; Pleosporales; Pleosporaceae.
AUGGAUAUCCGCGUCCUACGCCCAUCGGACAUUCCGCAUGUUCAGCUUGCGAACAUUACGAAUUUGCCCGAGAACUACUUUUGCAAGUAUUACUUGUAUCAUGCGAUGAGUUGGCCGCAGUUGAGCUAUGUGGCUGUUGAUGUAUCCCGCCCCCCCAAAACCCCCUACGACCCCCCGAAGAUCGUAGGCUACGUCCUCGCCAAAAUGGAAGAGGAACCCACCGACGGCGUGCAACACGGCCACAUAACCUCCCUCUCCGUAAUGCGCACCCAUCGCCGCCUCGGUCUCGCCGAGAAACUAAUGCGCCAAUCCCAACGCGCCAUGGCCGAGACCUUCAACGCCCACUACGUCUCCCUACACGUCCGCGUCUCCAACAACGCGGCCCUGCAUCUCUACCGCGAAACCCUCGGUUUCACCGUCGACAAGAUCGAAGCGAAGUACUAUGCUGAUGGUGAGGAUGCGUAUAGUAUGAGGAUCGAGCUGGCGGAUUUGAAGGAGCAGUUGAGGGAUGAGGAGGAGGAGAUUUUUGGGAGUGAGGGGCUUGAUGAGGGGGAUGCGGUUGGGAGUGAGGGGCAGGAAGGGAAGAAGGUUGCGAAGAAGGAGAGGAAGACUAAGGUCAAGGUGGGUAGGGGCAAGGGUGUUGUGGAUCUUGUGGAGAAGAAUGAGGCGGCUGCUGCUUAG